GGCGUCAUCGUGAACAGCCAGGGCACGAUCAUCGACGCCGUCUACUUCAACAACAUGAAGGCGCUGAAGUGCGUUACGCACUCUGGGGACGAGAGGACGGGAGAAAAGGAAGGGCACGACGAGGUGAUCUGGGUCGGGCUGAACAAGCUCCCCGAGCACGUCAAGAUGAUGUUGUUCGUCGUAGCCGUCCACAGUGGGGGCAGCCUUCGGGACGUGAGGAACGGCGUGAUCCACGCUUUGGAAGAGAACAAGGACAACGAGGUGGCCAGGAUCGAGAUGGAGAGGAGCGGGGCAGAAGUUGACGUGGUGGCCACGCUGGUCCGCUCGACGCAAGACCCGGACGCGUGGACCUUCAGCGCGGUGCAGGUGCCUGCCCAGCACGGGCAUGGCCCUCCUCCGAACUUCAUGGAUGUGUUGGAGCCCACGAUGGGCAAUCUGAUCCGGGCCGUCAUCCCAGGAGCCCCGAAGCGGCAGAAGGUCGCCUUCGCCAUGGAGAAGGGCGACGUCCUGGACCUGCCUGCGACAGGGCAGCUGAGCGGCAUCACCGCCGGGCUGGGCUGGGACGUGGAGGGCGAGGGCCGUAGACCUGGACGUCUCUGCCGUGCUGCUCGACGACCAGGCCCAGACCGUGGAGGCGGUCUUCUUCGGCAACCUCACGGGCAGCGGCCUGCGCCACUCGGGGGACAACCUCACGGGCGAGGGCGAGGGCGACGACGAGCAGAUCGAGUGCGACCUCGGCGCCGUGCCCGCGAGGGUGUCGCAGAUCUUCUUCUUCUGCCGUCCUCGAUCGUCGUGAACAUCUACACCAGGGGCGUGACUUUCCGGAGCGUGAGCAACGCCUACUGCCGCAUCUUCGGCGCAGAGGGCUGCGAGAUGGCGCGCUUCCAGCUCACGGAGGGCGGCCGCGAGACCGCCCUGAUCAUGGCCAGGCUCUUCCGGGAGGGCGGCGGGCGUUGGGGGUUCCAGGCCAUCGGCACGUUCUCCAGGGGCCAUACUUGGAAGGACACGGUGCCGGACCUCGUGCGGGAGAGCCAGCGGCCGCCCCGGGAGCUGCAGCUGCGGGCGGCGACGGCGUUGUCGUUCGGCAGCGCGCCGCAGGUCGCCGCCGCGCCGCGGGCGAACUCCGGAUGCGGGCCUGGCAAGGGGUGCGCCCUGCAGUGA
Prorocentrum cordatum is the source of this 1161-nucleotide messenger RNA. Lineage: Eukaryota; Dinophyceae; Prorocentrales; Prorocentraceae. The record is from the annotation of a GenBank genome assembly.